AUGGAAUCUUUGGUUCAUAAACUUUUAGCACCCAAUGUUAGAUUCGAGAGAUAUAAAGCAUUUAAUGAAUUAAAACGUCGAUUAAUUAGACGGGAGAGGCGAGCGGCGAGGCUGCGCGAUCCUAACUGGUUUGAAGAAGCAACUGCCGCGUGCUUCAUCCAUAAUUCAAAUAAAACAUGGGACCCAGACUCCGCCCCUGUGCCACACCGGCCAAUAGCUCUACAUCGGACUUACUUUGAAACUCCGCCUGCUAUAAAUUCAAUUCCCCUCUGUAUCAGAGCGAAUUAG
Molecule: messenger RNA, 288 nt
Organism: Leptosia nina
Lineage: Eukaryota; Metazoa; Arthropoda; Insecta; Lepidoptera; Pieridae
Source: the annotation of a GenBank genome assembly